Molecule: messenger RNA, 2124 nt
Organism: Magnusiomyces paraingens
Lineage: Eukaryota; Fungi; Ascomycota; Dipodascomycetes; Dipodascales; Dipodascaceae
Exons: 1
Coding region: 1-2124 (707 amino acids)
Source: RefSeq, a predicted model, not a curated record
AUGGCUGAAGUAAAAGCCCUUGUCAGCGAGCUUCUCUUGCUCCUCAUCUCAGACACAGAUCUCUCCAAAAUUUGUAAACCAUCUUCUUCUUCUUCUUCUUCUUCUUCUUCUUCUUCUUCCUCAUCAUCAUCAUCAUCAUCAUCAUCACCAGCCUCUGCAACACAAAUCACCCCUCCACCAGAUAAUCCAUACGCCCAUCUCAAUAAACAUGACCUUUGGUCUCAUCUCGAUGACCUUCUCUUCCCAUACAUGAGCUAUAAUAUGAAGGUCCUCAUGGCUCCUCCUCCAACCUCCCGAGGCCUUGUCAUUAAAAAAACAACUUCAAACCAACCAUCCCUCCUAGACGCCUUUGUCAAAGCAAACAUCACCUCAGAAGCUGCCUCCCUAUAUUCCCUCGACCAUCUACUUCCAGUCGCUGUUUACGAAGCUUGUACAAAAGAACUCUUAGAAAUUGCUGCCCUUGAAGGUGCCCUACUCUCCCAAGAUGCCGCUGCUAUCCUCGACCUCUCAAGAGCUGCUGGAAACGGCCUAGGCACCGCCCGUUCUGCCGCCAUUGCUUCUGCUUCUGCAGCAGCUGUUAUCUCUUCUCCUGCUUUUGGUUCCGGUACUGCUACUCCAAAUGUUCCAGGAUCUGUCGCUCUCUCCACUUCUACUUUUACUUCCUCUCCCUCUCCAUCUCCCUCUUCUUUGCUCAUACAAAAAAAGUCUACCACCCCAGGUGACCACUCACCAGCCCUCCCGGAAAAACGGAGACGCCUGGCUGCAUAUUCCUUACCCGGCCUGGGCAUCAUCAACAAUAAUGUCGACUUGGAUGACGUUGUCUCCUCCCACAUUCACCACGUGAUCCACCAUCACAUGACUGCAGUCACGGUUAACUUCCGUCGCAUCACCCGCUCUCGCCUCCAGGCCCGGUGCACUGUCCCGGCCCUUCCUCCCCUUGUGCUCUCUCGUAACCGCACCGCCGCAGGUCGUGCUCCACCCCCAGCAAACGCAACUGAUGUUGAAAAACCCCUUGACCCAGGCACCUCAUUCGACUUUAUCUGGGAGUCCUCCGCCAUUGACGGUCUUCAUAAUUGGAAACUCCGCCGUUUUGGUUUUGCCGACUCUGAUGACGAAGAACAUUACUGGCGGCCUUGGGAACUCACUCUCCAAGAUGCUGAGGCCGAUUACGAUAUCUUCCAGCAACAAGACUACAAGGCAGAUCUCGCACCUCUUGACGUGUCCGAUAUUGAUUGGGACUCGCUCACUUCUGCAACAACUCCAACAGACGACACCAUGGACACACUCUCUUCCUCUACACACUCUCUAACCCUUCACGAGCCACUCUCGUCUCUACCAGCAAUCAACAACUGCAAUGUGCCCUCCAAAAACUUGACAAAUGGUGUUUACUACAAUAUCCCAGAUUCCCACUCCUCCACUGCGUCCUCUAAGCAUGGCAAGUAUCUAGGGAAAACAUUGGGUCAAUCUAAUUCAAAUACUGGCUAUUCUUCCACUUUUAACUUUCAUUCAAACAAACCUGCUGCUGCCGCUCAGUCUGGCCGGCCCGUCGUGCUCGGCAGUACCACCCACCAUUACUAUAACCCUCUUAACCCAGGACAACAUCCAGGGUACCACCAUGCAUGGGGUCAUGAUGACCAUCAUAACCAUUACGAAUCGCUUGAAAUCGACUAUGAAGACGACUAUUCCUACAAGCAGUCUCAUCCUGUUUUCCAGCAUCCCAUUGCGUCCUAUGACGUUUACGAUGACGAUGAUGAUAUCUUUGGUGUAUGCCACAGCAUGCCUGCAGAGGCCCCCAAACCUAAAAUUGUUGCUCCAGCUCCUGUUGCUGCUUUGACUGCUGUUGCUGCUACUGCCCCUGGAAUUUCUGCUGGUGGUUCAAGUACCACACUUUCUGCAGCCACAGGUAUAAGUGCACAAGCAAACAAACCUAGUCUUACUGUGCAAACCUCGGGACUCUUUGGAUCUUCAGCAACUCCCGUUGUCGCUACUUCUGCUUACCAGCAACCUGCAAAUGCGACUGCUACAAAAACACAACCCACACCGCAGCCUUUGCUGCAACGUGUGUGUGAUGGCGAUGAUGAUGACGAGGCUGCCUACUGGGACCGUUAUGACGAUUUUGUCUAA